This is a messenger RNA of Folsomia candida, 2726 nucleotides long. RefSeq lists its product as uncharacterized. The transcript has 6 exons. Gene Ontology annotation, cellular component: cytoplasm. The record is from RefSeq and is a predicted model, not a curated record. The coding region runs from base 926 to 2182 and encodes 418 amino acids. Lineage: Eukaryota; Metazoa; Arthropoda; Collembola; Entomobryomorpha; Isotomidae. Gene Ontology annotation, molecular function: calcium ion sensor activity.
CUUGUUUUCGACAGAUUUCGUCGCCAUGCAAUAAUUUCGCCAUUUCUCGGCCGAUUUGCAUGAAAUUUGGCACAAUGCUUCUUAUUGGUGUUGUUGACAUGUCGCAAUGUCCCACCCACCGCCCAUCCCUUGUUUUCCUUGGCGAUUUCGUCGCCAUGCAAUAAUUUCGCCAUUUCUCGGCCGAUUUGCAUGAAAUUAAGCACAACGCUUCUAAUUGGUGUUGUCGACAUGUCGCAAGGUCCCACCCGCCGCCAACCCCUUGUUUUCACCAAAUUUCGUCGCCAUGCCAUAAUUUCGCCAUUUCUCGGCCGAUUUCCAUCAAACUUCGACAGAGACUUUUUUUUGGUGUUAUCGACAUGUCGCAUGGUCACACUCAUCGCCACCACCCUGUUUUCGCCAAAUUACGUCGCCAUGCCAUAACUUCGCCAUUUCUCGUCCGAUUUUCAUCAAACUUCGACAGACACUUCUUAUUGGUGUUGUCGACAUGUCGCAAGGUCACACCCGCCGCCACCACCUUGUUUUCGACAAAUUUCGUCGCCAUGUCAUAACUUAAGAAAAAAUAAUUCGAGGGAACGAAAUGUGAGUGUUGACAAUUUUUGUGCGGUUUGUUUCUGGGUUACAGUUUGUGCGACGCACACUGGUGGCAAAAGUACCAGGGUUUUUAAAAUUAAAGUUUUUUAGUCGUCGGAGCAAUUGUCGCAACCUUGUAAUUAUUACUAAAGUUGUCAAGCAACCUUGGACGCUUCCUAGUACACCAACCACGAUUGCUUGACAUUUAGUAUCUAGGUAACGUUAAUCUCCCGGACGGACAUGACCACGAUUGCUUGACAUUAAGUAUCUAGACUGAUAAAGUGUCAAAUAAUCUUGUACACCAACUGUUAUAAUUUCUUCAACUUCUACCACUCUGACCCAAAAUUCCUUGAAAAUGCGUUACCACCACCCCGUCUUCCAACCCUUGCACUUUGACUAUGGGACGACAACCUGGUCAGUUAAUCACAUGCCUCUUUUUGGGUCAAUUCUCUCCGUCUUGGACCACCGGCGGCUCAACGUGAUUCACAACAUUACCUUCUUCGCCUUAAUGAAAGUUCUGACGAAUGGGAGGAUCACAGCGAAACAGUCACAAGCCGUAUUUAAUUUGCUCGAUUUAACCCACACUGGUGACCUCAACUAUUCCGAGUUGGCAUUCUUAGUCGCAAUCAUCGUUGCGCACAAGGAUCACAUGGAGAGAGAAUUUUUAUACAUGAACGCCUGGAAAAUUUGGGUCACAUUCAACGAGACGGGCAAAGAUCACAUCACGACGCGUGAAUUUAGGCGAACCGGACUCUUCUUUGACUUCAACUAUCCCACAAUGUACGAAAUGUUUCGUGACUACAAUUGGGAUGAUGAGAAAGAAAUGGAAUUUGAACGAUUUAGGUUCUAUCUCAUGUCCUGCAUCCACUUUCGUCAAGUUCACCGCUUUCAGGCCAAAUACAUCCGAUACCGACAAUUUAAACGGGCUGUGCUCCUCCUUCUGAAAAAAAUGUUGAGAAAAGUUCUUCUCGAAAAUGUCUAUCCAUCCCCAAUGUCAAUUCUAAGGGCGAUUAAAACCAUUAAAAUCCCACCUCUGGAAGGAACCGAGAGAACGAAGCACUGGACGGACUUGUUCGAGUUUAAUUUCAUACGAAGAUUUGUCAAGCUUGGAUGGGAAAGAUUAAAAUAUUUGUGGGAUUCCAAGACUAAAGACUAUCCAAGGCUUAAAUGUUUCUGUAAAUGUAUUUGCUGCGGAUUGUGUUGCUGCCGUAUCGACGACUCCGAGGAGCCAGGCUGUUGCGGAGAUUGUGACCAUUACUGUGCCAAGAAAUGCUGCUUUCUGUGCAAAUUCUGCAAGCGGCGAAAGGUUUACAAAUUGGCGAAAAAAUCAAAGAAAACAAAUCAGCGAUGGGGUGGCAAUUUGAACGAAAUCAAGGGAGAAGAUGCCAUCGGACUUAAGCCCGCACCAAAGAAAGUGGUCGACCAGAAGGAGCUACCACUCCUGGACAAAAGUACGGAUAAUCUCGCCGAAACGCCAAGCGUCAAUCCACAAAACAUGAAAGAGAUUAGGAACCAGAGACGAAUCAAGGUAAAAAUGCUGUUGACACGGGAGGAUAUCGUCCCAGCGGUCGAGUGGAGACCGCUGGGAAAGCCAAGGUGCGGAAUUCUGUGAAAUUUACUAUGAUAAGAUUUAUUUAUUGUGUUCCAUUCAAUUUUCUAUGUACGACUAAUAAGUAUACAUAUUUAAAAAACAACAACCAUGAUUUGUAAGAUUAGUUAUUAGUACUUGUAGAAAAGAUUUUUAACAAAUCAUAAAUUCUACAUAUAUGUAUUAUUUACUUGUACAUUAAACUUCCUUCAUCUACCAAUAUUGUACUCAGGGAAUUAAAUUUAAGAAGAGGAAUAGGAAGAGAUUUACGUGUUUAAUAAGGCACAAUUAUAUUUAAAAUAAAGCAAGGAGUGGGAAGGAGACGUACUAUUUUGUAGUAUGUAACACAAAUUAAGGGCCAGGAGUCGAUGUUUGACCUGUAUUCUCAGACUUGCGACACUCACCUCAAAAUUUCCUCCGGUCCUGAAGAACGCAGGUUCGAAACGUCGACUCCUGGCCCUUAAUUUGUGUUACAUACUACAAAAUAGUGAGUCUCCUUCCCAAUCCUUACUUUAUUAUACCCUUACUCGCACAAUUUACCAUAAGGCACAAUUAUAUAGUCAUUAAG